Molecule: messenger RNA, 1248 nt
Organism: Lodderomyces elongisporus
Lineage: Eukaryota; Fungi; Ascomycota; Pichiomycetes; Serinales; Debaryomycetaceae
Gene: CIA1
Product: iron-sulfur cluster assembly protein
Exons: 1
Coding region: 1-1248 (415 amino acids)
Biological process (GO): iron-sulfur cluster assembly
Cellular component (GO): cytosolic [4Fe-4S] assembly targeting complex
Molecular function (GO): protein binding
Source: RefSeq, a predicted model, not a curated record
AUGAAAUUAUUGCAUUCAAUCAAGGCCCACGAUGAUAAGGUAUGGAGUUUAAGUUCUCAUCCUACGCUCCCGUUGCUUGCCACUGCUUCAACUGAUAAGUGUAGCAAUAUCUAUCGUCUAUCAUGUUCAAAUGCAUCUUCAUCCUCAUCUUCAUCAUCACCAUCAUCACCACCAUCACCACCAUCGUCGUCGUCGCCUCGCCGCAACUUCCCGCAGAUUGCUCAUUUGGAAGACACACAUCGUCGAUCCGUGCGUUCUGUUUCUUUUAAACCGCCCAUGGGCGGUGUAGACCACCAAGAUUCCAAUAUCUUAGAUCUUCCUGCAUUGGCCAGUGGCUCUUUUGACUCGACGAUUUCUAUUUGGGGCAUUGAUGAGCCUGAUGAUGAUAAUACAUAUGAGAUUGAAGAAAUCAUUGCAAACCAAAAGGAGUUUUUGGCAUCACCCGGAAACGAAUGGAAUCUUAUGGCCGUCAUUGAGGGCCAUGAGAAUGAAAUCAAAGCAGUUGACUGGAAUUUCAGUGGUAGAUACCUUGCCUCAUGCUCUAGAGACAAGACUGUAUGGAUAUGGGAGACUGAUCCCGAGACUUUGGAAGAGUUUGAAUGUGUUGCAGUUUUAACUGAUCAUACGCAGGAUGUGAAACAUGUUACAUGGCACCCAACAAGAAACCUUUUAGCAAGUUCCAGUUAUGACGAUACUAUACGAGUCUACAAGCAAGAGUUUGAUGACGAUGAGUGGAGUUGUGUUGGCAUGAUUGAUGGGCAUGAGGGCACUGUAUGGUGCUCAAAAUUUGAGAGUCCCAAAAGUCCCAAGGCAAAAGAUGGUACGACACGGUUAGUUUCCGUCAGCGAUGAUUUGUCAGCAAGAGUUUGGGCGUCAAAAGAUAACACUGGGUUUAAUGGCGGCAGUGAACAACUCCAAUCCCAAUCACAAACACAUUUACCCAGUUCGAUAAGACACAAUACCGAGGAAAUGGUUUGGGAACAAGAAUCAACUUUACCUCAAAUUCAUACUCAUGCAAUUUACUCUGUGGCUUGGUCGUCGUCAAGUGGGAAGAUUGCUACUGCUGGUUCCGAUGGUCGAAUAGUAGUAUACAAGGAAACUAAUGCCGGAUGGGAAGUAGAGAACAUUCAGGAGUCAGCUCAUGGGGUUUAUGAAAUAAACUGCGUUAUAUGGGCGAAACUUGAUCUGGAUCAAGAGGUGCUUAUUUCGGGAGGCGAUGAUGGUAAUGUCAACAUUUGGGAAGUAUAA